This is a messenger RNA of Capra hircus (goat), 2190 nucleotides long. RefSeq names its product zinc finger matrin-type 1 (gene ZMAT1). Gene Ontology annotation, molecular function: nucleic acid binding; zinc ion binding. The coding region runs from base 443 to 2170 and encodes 575 amino acids. Lineage: Eukaryota; Metazoa; Chordata; Mammalia; Artiodactyla; Bovidae. The transcript is spliced from 3 exons. The record is from RefSeq and is a predicted model, not a curated record.
AGUCCCCCAAAUUCAUAAAUUUGGACUCAGAAAGGAGACUACAUGCAAGAGCUCUGAAAUAACUGUAAUUGUGGGAACAUAUAAUUGUAUAGCCUUGAACAACUGCAUAAACUGUAUUUUGAUACAAAUGUCACUGAAUAGAUGAUCUACUUACUAUGCUACUCAAGAAAGACAUCAACUUAGAAGUUGGUACCUGUCUCUUUUACCCUCACUAAUUUCAAGGGCCAUCCUAAUACAGCUCUCAUGCCUUCAUUGAUUGCUGAAUAUUGCUUCCUGUAUCUUUGUUGGACACACUUGGUGACAGACUUAUAUUCAAUAAUUUUUAGCCUGAAUACCUUUCUCCAACAGUGCUGUGUGGAAAAAGUCCAGAGACAGUAGGUUUUAAAAGAACUCUAACUUUCUCUAAUACUUUAUAAUAAAAACAUGUGGAUCACUUUUCAUUAUGACUGUUUCAGCAGGUGUGCCUAUUACUACCUCUGCAGAGUCAACUUUUCUGAAGCCCCUUGCUGUCAAGCCUCCUCCAGGUGGGAUUAAAGACAAGAUUAUGCCUUCCUCUUCCAGCAGUGCUUUGGAUUUGAAUAAUCCAAACAAGUAUUGCAAGCUCUGUCCUGCUUCUUUUAAUAGUCCAUUAAUGGCCCAACAACAUUAUGUUGGGAAAAAACACAAAAGAAAUGAAGCUAGAAAGAAGUUUGUAGACAAGAUAAGAGAGAAACCUCUUCCUGCAAAAUCAGAUCCAAAUGCAUUUAGUAUGAGAACCUACGAUUGUCGUAUUUGUAAUAUCACCUUUACAUCUUUAGAAAUGUUCCGGUCUCAUAUGCAAGGAAGUGAACAUCAACUUAAAGAAUCCAUUGUUAUCAAUCUAGUGAAGAAAUCAAGGAAGCCACCAGACUCUUGCCAAGAUGAAUCUACAGAUUACAUCAAAGUACAGAAAGCCAGAGGAUCAGAACCAAAGACUUGUUUUAGAAAGAUGGAAGAAAGUUCUUUGGAAGCCCGUGGGUACAGAGAAGCAGUUGAUUCCAGAUCCAGACAUAGAAUGUUUGAACAAAGAUCCCCAUGUGAGACUUUCUGGACAUAUCCAGGACCAUAUAAUACUCCACAAACAGUGGAAAACCAGUUACCUCAUUGCUUACCAGCUCAAUCAAAGAAAACAUAUGACUCUUUUCAAGAUGAACUGGAAGAUUAUAUCAAAGUGCAGAAAGCCAGAGGACUAGAUCCAAAGACUUGUUUCAGAAAGGAAAGAGAGAGCUCUGUGGAAACCCAUGGGUACAGAGAAAUUUAUUCUGGACCCAGACCAAGAAUGUGUGAACGAAGAUAUUCAUUUGAGACUUCUCAAACCUACCAACGACCAUACACUAUUUCACCAGUGGAAAGCCAAGUAUAUCACUGGUUACCAGCUCCUUCGAAGAGGACAUAUAACUCUUUCCAAGAUGAACUUGAGGAUUAUAUCAAAGUGCAGAAAGCCAGAGGACUAGAGCCAAAGACUUCUUUCAGAAAGAUAAGUGAUAGCUCUGUAGAAACCCAUAAGCACAGAGAAAUGGUUGAUUCCAGACCCAGACCUAGAAUGUUUGAGCAAAAACUCCCAUUUGAGACUUUCCAUUUCCAGGCUCACCCAGGAUCAUACAGUAUUUCACAGGCAGAAGAAAACCAGUUACCUCAUCCUUUACCAACUCAUGACAGCAAACAGAGAUUAGACUCUGUGACCUACUGUCAACCCACCAGAGACUGUUUCCCAGAAAAACCAGUACCCCUGAGCCUUAGUCAGCAGGAUAAUAACUCUGGCACAUACAGUGUAGAAUCUGAAGUUUAUAAGCACCUCUCCUCAGAAAACGAUACCAGUGAGCAUCAAGUAGGUCAUAAGCGGAAACAUCAGAAGAGAAGAAGGCACAUGGAGAAAGGUGAAGAAAGGCCAGAGAAGGAGCAGUCCAAGCAUAAAAGAAAAAAGAGUUAUGCGGAUACAGACCUAGACAAGCACAAGGGCACUGGGGAAAGGAAAAGAGAUGGAGAUAAAUUCAGAGUCAGUUCAGGAAGGCUUAAGCAUCGAAAAAAGAAAAAAAGCCGUGGUGUACCCUCUGAGAAGGAAGAACGUAAGCACAAGAAAGAGAAAAAAAAAUCUGUUGAAGAAAAGACGGAAGAGGAAAUGCUUUGGGAUGAGUCUAUUCUUGGAUUUUAAACUUUUAGCCUUGUUUACCC